Colletotrichum chrysophilum is the source of this 2901-nucleotide messenger RNA. RefSeq lists its product as uncharacterized. NCBI's taxonomy places the organism in Eukaryota, Fungi, Ascomycota, Sordariomycetes, Glomerellales, Glomerellaceae. The record is from RefSeq and is a predicted model, not a curated record. The transcript has a single exon. Bases 1 to 2901 code for a protein of 966 amino acids.
AUGCCCGGCCCCGCGAAUAACCCGCCCCAAGGCUCACGCUUCACAAACCCUUCUGCUUUCCCCCUUGAGAUCCCCGGGAUGAGCCCCUUGACAUCUCCCGUUCUCGCCGACAUCUCUCCUAUCAACGCCGACGACGAGAUUUAUGAGCAUGAUCUCAAUGGCAUGGACAAGGAUGCUCGGGAUAUGAUCAUGGUAGACGCAGGUCGUAAAUAUGUCAUUCCUGAAUCAUCAGACCCUACGGAGCCUCCCGUCUUGGCUACGGUCUGGGACACGAUCAGCAGAGACCAACAGCCAGGACCUGACCGCGAGGUCCUCUUCAGCGCCGAGCUGGAGUUCUGGGUUCAGGUCUCUGGCGAAGAAGGCAAGGCACUCACCUGUCCACCCAGGAAUUUUGUCAAACGCGCUGAUAUUCCCCCCGAUGAAUGUUUGGAAAGGUUCCACCUCCAGUAUCGUAUUUGCAGGUACCUCCGAGACGAAGCGAACUUCUUCUCUAUUUCAGAGUCCGCAGACCAAAAAACGGAGGGACUCUGGGAAGAAUAUAGAAAAGAGGUCCGUAAUGGUUCACACGCCUACAACGCGAGCGGCCACUGGGACGUCAUGGUGGAACCCAAGAAGCAGCUGCCUGAAGAGAACAACAAAGAGUGGGAAAGAUAUAACAAAGACUGGAUGCUCGUGCGCAUUCAAUCGCCUCUGAUGCGGUUCUCUGAGGAAAACAUCAAGUUUUUUGAUGCCAUCACGAUCGCACUGAAGGAUAUGCCUGGCCUCAUCAUCGGGCUGGAUCAUAGGCCUCGUCUGCGCGUAAGCCUCAAACCGCUGACGGGCUUCACCCUGCCAGACCUCAAGAAGCUCCUCACUUUUCUGUGGUCUGUCUCCCCUCUGAUCGACACCCUCCACGCAAAGUACUGCGGCCCUGGCUCACUCAUCGCCCCAGGCCUUGAGUUCUCAGAGGUUUUCAACUGCCUCCCUCAUACUUGCUUAUCCGAUGCCGAGUGGCGCGCUCCCCGAGAAGAAACGGCCUUCACUCAUGGACCUCCCAUCAAGACAACCACCAAAAUGUUCCAGACCCCUGACGUGAUGCGCAACUCUUCUUUCUCCAAGUACGCCCUCCUCGAAAUCGCAACCGCGGAAGACAUCCAGACCCUUGUCAGCAUGACCGAUAUCCCCAUACAACACGAAGACGGCCAGGUCUACAAUCACCCUGGCGCGUACGACUUUUCCGGCCUCCUCAAAUCCAAACGCGGAGACCAGAGAGUCCAGUUCGCGCAGCACGCCGGCACGAUGGACUUCGCCGCCAUCUCUAACUGGAUCAAGGUAUGUCACGGCCUCGUCUCAUUCGCCAUCAACGCCCCCCGCGACCGCAUCGAACACAUCCUCUCCCUGAACUCGCCCGUCCAAGGCACGCUCAACACAUAUGACGUACUUGAACUCCUCACAGAUAUCGACCUGUCCCCGCAAGCCGAAUACUACCGCAACCUCAACCCGCGCCGCUUCCCUCCAGACCUCGCUGCCCGCCAACCCUGUCCCACCAUCGACCUCGCCGAGCACUCCUGGCUCUCCCCAUACACCUUCGGCGUCGAGCUCGAGUUCCUCCUCCCAUACGCCCUCGAAGUCCCCGACCGCCACGAAAAGCGUUGGACCUACGUCCUCCCCUCCGACACCGAACCAGCCUUCAUCUCCUCCACAAUCUACGAGCACACCGCCGAACACCUCGCCGCCCUCCUCAACAGCAAAGGCCACUUCAGCGCAACCUACAACACCGUCAAACAACGCAGGGACGAACCACCCCACGCCCACUACGCAUCCCACCUCGCCACCGUCUCCGCCGUCCGCGGCCGCACCGUCGACAUCGUCCCCGGUGCCUCCCACAUGUACCAGCUCUGGCACGUCUCCCAGGACUCCAGCCUGACCAAGCACCUCGGCCCGAUCCUGGGCUACUCCGGCGGCGUCUCCGGCUUCGAGAUCUCCUCGCCCAUCUUCCGCGACCGCGCGUCCGACUUCCGCCAGAUCCUCAACGUGCUCGCCAUCCUCCGCGCCGAGACGCGGCCGAUGCUGGACGGCACCUGCGGCACGCACGUUCACGUCGGCUCCGUCCGCCCCUUCACCCUUACCGCGCUGAAGAAGCUUGCCUGCCUCGCCUGGGUGGUUGAUCCCAUCCUCAGCACGCUGGUGCACCCCGUCCGCGGCGCGGUGCACCAUGCCGCGCCGCUCCGUAAGGGGUCCAACCUCGCGGAGAACAGGAGCCUGCGCAGCUACGAGGACUUGUUAAUCGGCGGGGACGAUAAGAUGCUGGUGGUUGAGAUUGAUUCCCAUCUCCCCAUGCGCGGUCUCACGAGCCGUCUGCAGGACGAGUUUACGUGUAUUUGGAGUGCUGGUGACCAUAAUAGGCUGACCGGUCUGCUGGCUGCGGCGAACGGUACGAUGCCCCCGCGCGGUAGCAUCUCAUUUGACAAGAUCAACUGCAUGAGUGGUAGUGCUUUUCCGUAUGGCCCAUGGGAGCCGGUUCUCGUGGGCACCAUCGAGUUUAGAGCGCUUGAGGGGACCCUUGACCCGGUGCUGGUCGCCCACUGGGCUCGGUUGGCGGUCGCCAUUGUGCGUACGGCGGUGGAUGCAGAGCCUGCUGAAUUCUUCAAGAUCAUGACCAGACUCCUGAAAGAGCGCAGAAACAGCAGGGAGCGACUCAAGUGCUUCCUGGAAGUUGUUGGCAUGGGACAUACGUACUCCUACUGGAGGGAGAUACCCGAGCAGAACAAGUCCCUCGCGGCACUGGUCGAGCAGUGGCAUCCGAAGAAUCGAUGGGUUGGUGAUGAGCCAGAUCUGGCGUGGAUCGAGCGGAACGUGGUUGCUCUUCCCAAACUCCCUAGAGGUGCAGCUGACGAGCUGGAGAAGGCUUUCAAACGUUGA